Messenger RNA from Pichia kudriavzevii, 1302 nucleotides. RefSeq lists its product as uncharacterized. Gene Ontology annotation, cellular component: mitochondrion. Gene Ontology annotation, molecular function: RNA methyltransferase activity; RNA binding. Gene Ontology annotation, biological process: rRNA methylation. The record is from RefSeq and is a predicted model, not a curated record. Lineage: Eukaryota; Fungi; Ascomycota; Pichiomycetes; Pichiales; Pichiaceae. The coding region runs from base 1 to 1302 and encodes 433 amino acids. The transcript has a single exon.
AUGCGUUUUCUUCUGCCGCAAUUGAUCUUGAUAAGAUUUUUCACUACUCCUUUCUCCCUUAAACCACUGUUUUUUCCUCCUUCAACAGGAAUAAUGUAUACUAAUUGUCUUUCUUAUAGCUCAAAGGUUUUAUGUUCCUUAAGACACAUGUCUACUGGGCCAAAAGCCCCAUUCUCUACUCCACAUGUGAAAGAUCGAAGCGCUGUGUCAUUUGAGAAGAACAUGCCACAAUUCGUCAAAAAGAAAGCUUGGGAGAAAACUGGGGAGGAUAAGGAGUCAUACUUCAAGAGAAAACAUGCACAUCAUCAUGUUUUACAAGCUCCACAUCGUGAAUUGACUGAGCUGAAAUAUAAGAGUUUUGAGGAGAAAAAUAAAAGAGAACGUCAAGAAAUUAUUCGCCAGCGUGAAGAAUAUCGUCAAUCAAAAUUGAAGUUUAGAGAGUUAAAAGCAAAUCCAUCAGUGGACUACAUUUUUGGUACAAACUCAGUGUUGGCAGCACUACAGGGUAAGAAAAGAGAAAAAUUUGGAAAAUUGUACAUUUACAACCCUAAAGAAACUAAUAAGGUUAAUGAGUUGCUAUCAUUAGCAAAGGAACUUCAUAUCCCAAUUACUGAAACUUCAAAGCAAGAUUUAAAUCAGUUAACAGAUAAUGCGGUACAUAAUGGUGUUGUUUUGGAAAGCAGGCCAUUGGACAUUCCAAAUGUCAAAUCCAUGACAAGCAAUUUCACUGAGUCAUCGUUUGAAGUUGUGUCAGGCGAUGAUUUACUCCAACUCAAUGAAAAGGUUGGAUACCAUACUAAUGCAUAUGGUAAGAGAUACCCAUUUGGACUGUAUUUAGAUGAAAUAUCAGAUCCUCAUAACGUUGGUGCAGUCCUUAGAUCUGCUUACUUCUUGGGUGUAGACUUCAUUUUAUUCAGUGAGAGAAACUGUGCCUCCUUGUCUCCUGUCGUUGCAAAGGCAAGUUCGGGUGCUCUAGAGUUUAUUGAUAUGUUCAAGGUUGAUAAACCACUGCAUUUUUUCGAUGAAAGUAAAAAACACGGUUGGAAGUUUGUAUCCACUGUUGCUCCAACUGAUUCAAGAAACAAGAAUAAGCAUGUCAACCCUGAAGCGGUUAGUGAUUUACUACAGGAAUCUCCAGUAAUUUUGGUUGUCGGUUCAGAAGGUACCGGUAUUCGUACAAAUUUAAUCAACAAAUCUGACUUCAUGGUUGCCAUCUCCAAUGGUAGAGAAAUGAACGCUUGUGUUGAUUCUCUGAACGUGUCGGUUGCAACUGCUCUCUUAAUAUCUAAGAUAUUACCAUGA